Messenger RNA from Metarhizium album ARSEF 1941, 573 nucleotides. RefSeq names its product Histidine triad motif protein. The record is from RefSeq and is a predicted model, not a curated record. Gene Ontology annotation, molecular function: catalytic activity. Lineage: Eukaryota; Fungi; Ascomycota; Sordariomycetes; Hypocreales; Clavicipitaceae. The coding region runs from base 1 to 573 and encodes 190 amino acids. Gene Ontology annotation, biological process: nucleotide metabolic process. The transcript has a single exon.
AUGCCGCGCCCGCCGCCGCAGAGCUGCCCGUUCUGCACCAUCGCCGACGCCCACCGGCCCUACGACCCCCUCCGCCCCCCGCCGUCCGUGGACCCGGCGCUCACGACGCCGCCGUCCUUCGUCGUGCUCUCGACCCCCCUCGCCGUCGCCUUCCUCGACAUCAUGCCCCUCUCGCGCGGCCACCUGCUGCUGUGCCCGCGCGCCCACCGGCCCAGAAUCACCGACACGUCGCGCCGCGAGGCCCUCGCCCUGGGCGCCCACGUGCGCCUCCUCUCGGCGGCGCUCGCCCGCGCGACCGGCGUCCACGACUGGAACGUGGUGCAGAACAACGGCGCCGCCGCCGCCCAGGUCGUGCCCCAUGUGCACUACCACCUCAUCCCGCGGCCCGAGAUUCGCGCCAGCGGCCGCCUCAGCGAGAGCUUCACCAUGUUCGGGAGGGGCCGGCGCGAGGAGCUCGGCGACGACGACGACGCCGCUGCUCUCGCGGCCGGCAUACGCGCCGAGGUGGCGCGCGUCUUGGCCGACGACGACGACGACGACGAAGCCGAGGACGAGGCCGGGCCCAAGUUGUAA